AUGUCUUCAUCCUCACCAUAUACAUGUAUUACAUGUCAUGUUGCUUUUGUUAAUGGUGAAUUACAACGUGCACAUUAUAAAACUGAUUGGCAUCGAUAUAAUCUCAAACGUAAAGUAGCUGAUCUUGGUCCAAUUACAGCAAAUGAAUUUACAGAAAAAGUCGAAACUAUUCAACAACAACAACAACAACGUGCAGAAAAAAAUUUUGAUAUUAAUAAUCGAACAGGAUUAACAUGUAAAGAUUGUGGUAAAGCUUUUACUUCAGAAAAUGGUCUUCUAAAUCAUAUUAAAUCUAAAAAACAUAUUGAUACUGUUGCUAAACAUGCUACUCUUCCAAUGAAAAAUCCAAAUGAAUAUCAGAAGUCUUCAGUAGAUACAUCAAAAGACACACCGAAAGAAGAAGAUAUGGAAGAAGAAGAAGAAGAAGAUAAUGAUGAUGAUUGGAAUGAUAUGGAUGAUGGAGCUACAAUGACUAAUGCUUCGGCAAUGGAAGGUGAAACUCAAAUACUUGGUACACCAUUACAUUUAGAAGAAUGUCUCUUUUGCUCAUUAAAAUCAUCCAAUCUUGAAGAAAAUCUAAGUCAUAUGGCAUAUGCACAUAGUUUCUUCUUACCAGAUUUUGAAUAUAUUAAAGAUUUAACAGGUUUAAUUCAAUAUCUCGAUGAAAAAAUUGGUAUAUUUCAUGUAUGUUUAUGGUGUAAUAAAAAAUCUUUUCAUGAUGUUCUUUCCGUUCAACGACAUAUGAUUGAUAAAGGUCAUUGUAAAAUACUUUUUGAUGAAAAUCCAAAUUCAGCAUGGGAAUAUGUAGAUUUUUAUGAUUAUUCAACAAGUCAUCCAGAUUCAAAUGAAAAAAAUCUUGAUGAAGAAAUCGAUGAAGAUAUUCUUGAUACUACUGGUUAUGAAUUAGUAUUACCAUCUGGUAAAAAAGUUGGACAUCGAACACUCGUUCGAUAUUAUCGUCAAAGUUUAGCAAAUCGAAAUAAUGAAAGAUCAUUAGAACUUGUCAAUAGAAUUAAAGAUAAAUAUCGAGCACUCGGUUGGUCUGGUCCAGGAACAACAGGAGAAGUAUUUCAACGAAAAGUUCGUGAUCUUAAAUAUAUGCAACAAUGGAAAGCAAAACAGAAUAUGAAACUUGGUAUAAAGCGUCUAUAUCCUUCAACGUCAAUUAUUGGCUCAUGUCGAGCUAGACAAUUACUGACAAAGCAAAUUUAUUUUCAAUCAACAACUGUUUUAACAACAGAUAAGAAUGAGAAAAAAACCAUUGAUUCAGAAUUUCCAUUACUUGAUACAAGAUUUAAUCAAUAUCAAAUAGCCUAUCGUUAUCGACGUAGUAUUGAACUCUUACGUGGUUAUCUUGUUUAUAGAUUAUUUUCAAUUAAUUUUCUUGUUAAUAAUCAAGCUAAAAUUGCUGAAUGGGGUCAACGUAUUCUUGGUACUGGACUAUUUAACAGUCUUCUAAAACUAACUUCUUUUGGACAUUUUGUUGGCGGUGAAACUCCUCAAGAAAUUAUACCUGUUAUUAAAAGUUUACUAAAAUAUGGUGUCAAACCUAUUCUAGACUAUAGUGUAGAAAGUGAUGAUACAGGUGAAUUAUCAGCAGCGUCAGAGGAGAACGAUCGUAUGCAUGAUCAUAAUACCAGUAAAUUUAUUGAAUGUAUCAAAACAUCACAUGAUGUUUGUGGAGUAAAUAAUUUCGUUGCAAUAAAAGUAACUGCUCUUAUAAGACCCGGUGUACUUAAAAAACUCAAUGCUUUAUUAAAAUCUAUUGAAAAUCGUUCAUUACUACCACCUUUAUUUGAGUUUAUCAAUCAAGAACAGAAAAGUGAGAACGUGGUUAAACCAUUUCAACAGUCAAUCAAAUCGUAUUUAGCAGAAACUAAGAAUAAAAUAUCAACAAGUAUAAUCCUUACAAAUGAUGAAUUAAGUGAAAUUUAUAAAUUGCUCAUCCGUUUAAAUCGAAUAGCUCAAGCAUGUGUUGAACAUAAAAUUUCAAUUAUGAUUGAUGCUGAACAAACUUAUUUUCAAACUGCAAUUAAUUAUCUCGCAGCUGAAUUACAACGAUAUUAUAAUAAAAACAAUGAAGCAUUUAUUUAUGGAACAUAUCAAUGUUAUUUAAAAGAAACAUUUACUUCAGUAAGACAUGAUCUUGCUCAAGCCGAAAAAUAUAAUUAUGUAUUUGCUGCUAAACUUGUACGUGGUGCUUAUAUGGAACAAGAACGUCAAUUAGCACAACAAUAUAAAUAUGAAGAUCCAAUCAAUGAGAAUUUUGAAGCUACAUCUAAAAUGUAUCAUGCAUGUUUUGAUGAAGUAUUGAAAAGUAUUACCAAACGUAAUCCAGGUCAAGUUCGAGUUAUGGUUGCUUCACACAAUGAAGAUACUAUUCGAUAUACUAUUCAAAAAAUGCAAGAUAAUAAUAUAAAUCAUGAUUCAUCAUUGAUUUCGUUUGCAUCACUCUAUGGAAUGAGUGAUUAUGUUGCUUUUGCUUUAGCAAACUCUGGGUAUAAAACGUAUAAAUAUUUACCAUAUGGACCAAUGAAAUCAUUACAACCAUAUUUAUUUCGACGAGCUCAAGAAAAUCGAGCAGUGUUCGAAAAAGCAGACAAAGACCGACGUCUUCAUUUCCAAGCGUUUAAAGAUCGAAUUUUACAUUUGAAAAUUUAA
Rotaria sp. Silwood1 is the source of this 2661-nucleotide messenger RNA. Lineage: Eukaryota; Metazoa; Rotifera; Eurotatoria; Philodinida; Philodinidae. The record is from the annotation of a GenBank genome assembly.